Molecule: messenger RNA, 346 nt
Organism: Meloidogyne enterolobii
Lineage: Eukaryota; Metazoa; Nematoda; Chromadorea; Rhabditida; Meloidogynidae
Source: the annotation of a GenBank genome assembly
AAUGGCUACAAAUCUAAAUAAACUAAAUGAAAAGGAAAGAUUACAACUUUGUCGUCGUUAUUUUCUAUUAGGAUUUGCAUUUCUUCCAAUUUUGUGGCUUGUUAAUUUUAUUUGGUUUUAUCGAUAUACUUUUGGUAAAAAAUAUAAAUCUGAUGAAAAUGUUGGAGAAACAAAUAAUAAUUUAAUAAAAGAAAUGAAACGUUAUGUUUUGUUGUCAGCAAUUGGAACAUUAAUUUGGGCAAUAUUAUUAAUUUGUUGGGUUUAUAUUUAUCAAAUUGAACGUUCCUUAGGAAAUGUUUAUUGGGCUGAAAUGUUAACUUAUAUUUAUCCUAUUGGCUAUGUCUAA